This is a messenger RNA of Arabidopsis lyrata subsp. lyrata, 1873 nucleotides long. RefSeq names its product probable tyrosine decarboxylase 2. NCBI's taxonomy places the organism in Eukaryota, Viridiplantae, Streptophyta, Magnoliopsida, Brassicales, Brassicaceae. The transcript has 12 exons. Gene Ontology annotation, biological process: amino acid metabolic process. Gene Ontology annotation, molecular function: carboxy-lyase activity; pyridoxal phosphate binding. The record is from RefSeq and is a predicted model, not a curated record.
AUGUUUUAAACCCAACAUAUGCAUGACAGGGAAUUUGGUAACGGCAACGGCUACAGCAACGGCAACGGCUACACCAACGGCAACAGCUACACCAACGGCAACGGCUACACCAACGGCAACGGCUACAGCAACGGCAAUGGCAACGUUAAUGGAAACGGAGAAGCUAACGGAGCGAAGGUGAUAAAGAUGAAACCAAUGGACAGUGAGUUGCUGAGAGAGCAAGGUCACAUAAUGGUUGAUUUUAUUGCUGAUUACUACAAAAAUCUUCAAGACUCGCCUCAAGAUUUUCCUGUUCUUUCCCAAGUUCAGCCUGGUUAUCUUCGUGACAUGUUGCCUGAUUCAGCACCUGACCAACCUGAAUCGUUGAAAGAACUUCUCGAUGACGUUUCGAAGAAGAUAAUGCCGGGGAUAACUCAUUGGCAAAGCCCGAGUUACUUUGCGUACUAUGCAUCAAGCACCAGUGUGGCCGGAUUCUUGGGAGAGAUGCUCAACGCCGGCCUGAGCGUCGUCGGUUUCACUUGGCUCACUUCUCCUGCCGCUACUGAGCUGGAAAUCAUCGUUCUUGAUUGGCUUGCAAAAUUGCUACAACUCCCUGACCAUUUUCUCUCGACAGGAAAUGGAGGAGGAGUGAUCCAAGGGACAGGAUGUGAAGCAGUGCUUGUGGUAGUGUUAGCUGCUAGAGACAGGAUUUUGAAGAAAGUUGGCAAAACAUUACUUCCUCAACUUGUUGCCUAUGCCUCUGACCAAACCCAUUCUAGUUUCCGAAAGGCUUGUCUGAUUGGUGGAAUACAUGAAGAAAACAUUAGGCUGCUCAAAACUGAUUCUUCCACGAACUAUGGAAUGCCUCCAGAAUCACUUGAAGAAGCUAUUUCUCAUGAUCUCGCUGAGGGUUUUAUCCCUUUCUUCAUUUGUGCUACUGUUGGCACAACGUCUUCAGCGGCGGUUGAUCCUUUGGUCCCAUUGGGGAAAAUUGCAAAGAAAUACGGGAUAUGGAUGCACGUAGAUGCAGCUUAUGCAGGGAAUGCGUGUAUAUGUCCAGAAUAUCGAAAAUUUAUUGACGGGAUUGAAAACGCAGACUCCUUUAACAUGAAUGCUCAUAAAUGGUUAUUUGCUAAUCAAACUUGUUCACCUCUUUGGGUUAAGGAUCGAUACUCUCUCAUCGACGCUCUCAAAACAAAUCCCGAGUAUCUAGAAUUCAAGGUUUCUAAGAAAGAUGCGGUCGUGAAUUAUAAAGAUUGGCAAAUUUCUCUCUCUCGGAGAUUCAGAUCGUUGAAGUUAUGGAUGGUUUUACGGCUCUAUGGUUCAGAGAACUUGAGAAAUUUUAUAAGAGACCACGUCAAUCUCGCUAAGCAUUUUGAAGAUUAUGUAGCUCAAGAUCCACAUUUUGAGGUUGUCACUACUCGAUACUUUUCACUCGUUUGCUUUCGCCUUGUGCCUGUUGACGGCGACGAAGAGAAGUGUAACGAACGGAACCGUGAACUGCUCGCCGCCGUUAACUCCACCGGCAAGAUCUUCAUCUCUCACACGGCUCUAUCGGAUAAAUUCAUUUUACGAUUUGCUGUUGGUGCACCGUUAACGGAGGAGAAGCAUGUCACUGAAGCAUGGCAGAUCAUACAGAAACAUUCCUCCAAAUUUACCUGCAACGGCCAUUAUUAAGAAUAUAUCAAAAGAAACCCACUAUCUUUUUAUUUCGCUCAAUAAAGUCCUCUAUCUUCAACGAUUUCCGAUGGAAGGGCCAUUUUUAUAAUAUUUGUUGAAUUUGGAUUAAUAAAAAUUGUCUUUACUUUUCAUGUGUGGACAAUCAUUCGAUAUCACCACUAUAUAUUGAGAGGUACGAAAUUAUCGGGAUUGGGUAUGAGAUUAGUUUAUUGGA